AUGUCGAACCUCAACGAACCAUUUUACAUUCGAUACUAUUCCGGCCAUCAAGGUCGAUUCGGACACGAGUUCCUCGAGUUCGACUUCCGCGUGGUUGGCGAUGGCCGGAGCGCUACUGCCCGCUACGCCAACAAUUCCAACUAUAGAAAUGACAGCUUGAUACGGAAAGAGAUGUUUGUCAGCUCCCUGGUUGUCGACGAGAUUAAGAGGAUUGUGAGGGAAAGCGAGAUUAUGAAGGAAGAUGACGCGAAAUGGCCGACCAAGAACAAGGACGGGCGGCAGGAGCUGGAGAUUCGACUCGGGAACGAUCACAUUUCGUUCGAGACUGCCAAGAUCGGCUCGAUCAACGACGUGACCGAGUCUGCAGACCCGGAAGGUCUGCGCGUCUUCUACUACCUUGUGCAGGACCUAAAGGCCCUCGUCUUUAGUCUCAUUGCGCUGCAUUUCAAGAUCAAACCUAUCUGA
This is a messenger RNA of Parathielavia appendiculata, 465 nucleotides long. RefSeq names its product Mago nashi protein. The record is from RefSeq and is a predicted model, not a curated record. Gene Ontology annotation, biological process: RNA splicing. Lineage: Eukaryota; Fungi; Ascomycota; Sordariomycetes; Sordariales; Chaetomiaceae. Bases 1 to 465 code for a protein of 154 amino acids. The transcript is spliced from 6 exons. Gene Ontology annotation, cellular component: nucleus; exon-exon junction complex.